UUUUUACUAUGGUCAAAUGUGGCAAAGAACUGUUUGGUUACAAGCAUUCUUCCAAAUAUCUUUCUUUGUAUUCAUCAGAACAAAUAAAUGUAGGUUUAGAACAACUAGAGUGAGUAAAAGAUGACAGAUUGUUUUUUGGUGAACUGUCCCUUUAAAGCAAAUGCAACUGAUGUCAUAUAAAACUUAUUUUGUUGGCAGGAGAAUCAUUUUUUAAAUGAGUGGUGUACUGGUAUCAUGCUAAAGAUGUUCUUCCUCUUGAAUCCAGUUUAUUUACAGUUUGUUGUGGUCUUUAGUGGUCAAACCAACAAUACAUGUCCUUUACCCAGUCCUUAACCUUACAGGUUCAGCUGAGAAGUGGUUGUGUAAUCACCGCCGUAUCACGUUUUCAAUUGAAAACUAUUGAAAUCCUGUAUGUUUUUUUUUUGACGGGGGCCUUUAGACAGUCACCAUAACCUUUCUCUUCCACCUGCACUACCUACCCCUUGUAUUCUUGGUUAUGCAGUCUUGUUUACAUCCAAUACCUCCAGUUACUUCUUGAUGAGCUUCUCUACAGGAUUACUAAACAAGAUUAAAGAGAGAAAAAAAUCCCUUUCCAUCUGUUUACCUGCAUUAACAGGAGCGGCAGCGUUACCUGUGCGUGACUUUGAGGAUCUUGCUGCAUAGCCCUUAAUCCAUAACAAUACUAUACCUUGGAUACACACAUGUACUGUGGAUACCAUGUAACAUGCACAGGCGUGUGAAGGUCUGGGGUCCCAAGUGAAGUAGCGGCUAUCGCUUGACAGCUCGAUUUUCAAGCCACGGGAGGUAACUGAACCUCGCUAUGUUGCAGCUCAUAUGGACGUACAGCCUUUGUUGUUUGGGCUGCGUUUUUGCAACAGCCAAACUGGAUAUUGCUGCAGAGGAGGUUGACUGGAGUCGGUUUCCUACACUUAGAAAUUCAGAUAAGCGCUCGCAAAAUGAUGAUAUUUCACGGUUGUUGCAAAUGCUUGUGGAGAAGCCUGGAGACCGAGCUUUCUUGCCAAGAAAGAAGCGUAAUGUUCUUCUCUCCAGUGGAGUAUGGCACUGCAGUCAAGAAACAGUACAGCAAGUCAUCAGCAAUCAUCUCAAAUACUACCAGCUCAGAGUGUGUCAGGAAACGGUGUGGGAAGCCUUUAAAAUCUUCUGGGACCGCAUCCCUAACCAGACAGAGUACCAGAGCUGGUUAAGUCAAUGCCAGGCCGGAAAAGUCACCAUACAUGACGUUGGCUCCUCUUUCAGCAAAUCAGAAGAACACCUACAACUUGUCCUCAAAAGACUUUCUCAGACGAAAAGUGAAACACCUUCAACGUCAUUAUGCAGCCCUGAGGAUUCUUCCCAAAACCAAAAUAAUCCACCAGCAGGUGAUGGGUUUCCAACAGAGGCCACUGCCGUGGUGACUGCACCUGUUUCAGAUGAGGUCGUCUCUCAGAGUGUGAUGGAAGUUACAGUAAAAACAUCAUCUGUUGUCAUGACGACUGAACCGGAAACUGAGAUUACUAAUGAGGUUGAAAAGCCUGCUGCUUUGCCUGCACGUCCUCUGAUCGAACAGAAGCUGAAGUUAUUACUGAUGGGAGAGCCGUGGAGUGAACAUCUGUCUGACCCCACCAGUAGUGAGCGCCGCAGUCUCACCCAACAGUUCACAGAAAAGAUUUCUACUGCUUUGAAAAAACUUACUGAAUUCAAGAGUGUAUCAGUACUGGAUGUCAGGCCACAGUUGGAUCCCUCAAGUGGUGAAAAAGCAUUGCUGGUGGAAUAUAUUGUGUUCCUUCAGACCAGCAGUGGAGAGAUCAGCAGUGAGACACUUGAUUUAAUUAAUCUCCAGUCAAACAUGGAAGAGGGCACCUACAGAGACUCCCUGGGACCCACCAUCACUGAAGACUUGAAUAUGGAAGCCUCUCCAGGGGAAACUCAUGAAGCAACAGAAUCUCCAGACUCUGACCUCACGGAUGAAAUUCAAAGUGUAGAAAACACACCAGCUCUGCCUGGUGAGGAGCACAAGGAGGUCUUCACCAUUGGUCCAACGACAGGAUUACAACAGGAGGUUUUGCGAGAACAUGAUGUUAUAAAACUAGAUGAGAACACACCGUCCCUCACUGAUGAUCCAAACAGCAAUUUCUCGGAGGAUAUUGAAGACAAGGGCUUGGUUUCCUGGUCUACCCCCAGUACGACUCUUGCUGUUUAUGAUGAAACUGUUGGUCAAGACAGUGAAAUCGCAACUGAUGACUUUGAUCCUGCCUCUGGAUCUGGUGCCGCAAUGGACCCGGCUGAAGAGACAGAAGCUGAUGUAGAGGUUUUGACUGAUGAAGACACACCCCUUUUAGAGGACUAUGAAUUCUCCACCAUUACCACAGUUACAGAGGUAAUCGAGGACCACGUUUCACCUGUGGAAAUAGAUGGAAUGAUUACUGUUGAAGAUACUGAUACACCAAGAAUGCCAGCUAUAGAAGAGACAAAAACUACAUCCGUACCUGAGGUAGAUCACAUAAAACCAAAUGAAGAUGAAAGGCCAGAGGAGGACAAGAAAGAAAUUGCUCCCACAGAAACACAAACGGAUGAAAAAUCUGAAGUUGUAGUGAUUACAGAAAACGAAUCAGGGGAAGUUGAAGAGAAUGGGGAAGUUGUUGAUAGUACCACAAUGGCAAAGGAAGGAAUUGGUUUUGUACUAAAACCUACUCAAUCUUUAGUGGAAGAUCUAACAGAGGAUGACAUCCUUUUGGUCACUUUACCAACAAGCCCAGUCCAACAAACAUCUCUUUCACCAGAGAAAGAAUCACCCUUCACUCUCAUCACCACGACGACCCCAGUGAAUGUUGAAUUAACUUCUACCAUUAAUUCAGAAACCAUGAGUACAUCCUUAGAUUAUAAUGUGAUCUUUUAUGGGGUGGAAGAUGGUAGUGGCGUCCCCGGUAUCAUCAAAGGUGAUGAUGUUUCCAGCAUUGCCAUGCCAACGAACCCUGGGCGAGCUUUGAUGGUGUUCUUCAGUCUUCGUGUAACUAACAUGAUGUUCUCAGAAGAUCUGUUCAAUAAGAGCUCUCCAGACUACAAAGCCUUGGAACAACGUUUUCUCGAACUGCUGGUGCCAUAUCUCCAAUCAAACCUUAGUAACUUUGAGAACCUGGAGAUCCUGAACUUCAGGAAUGGAAGCAUCGUGGUGAACAGCCGGAUGAAGUUUGCGAAACCUGUUCCUCGUGGAGUCACCACUGCUGUUUAUCUCAUUCUGGAGGACUUCUGCAACACAGCGUACCAGACCAUGAACCUCGCCAUUGACAAAUAUUCCCUGGAUGUGGAAUCAGGUGAUCAGGCAGACCCAUGCAAGUACCAGGCAUGUAAUGAGUUUGCAGAAUGUACUGUGAACCGCUGGUCGAGUGAAGCAGAAUGCGUGUGUAAUGCUGGGUACUUCAGUGUCGAUGGACUUCCCUGCCAGAGCAUCUGUGAGCUUCAGCCUGACUUCUGCUUGAAUGAUGGGAAAUGUGACAUCAUUCCAGACCAAGGAGCUAUCUGCAGAUGUCGUGUGGGGGAGAACUGGUGGUACAGAGGGGAGCAUUGUGAAGAAUAUGUAUCUGAGCCACUCUUAGUUGGCAUUGCCAUCGCGUCUGUUGCUGGGUUUCUGCUGGUGGCAUCAGGAAUAAUCUUCUUCUUAGCAAGAACCCUGAGAGAUCAGUAUGACAAAGAUGAGCUGGAGGACCCAGUGCGAAGAGAGGAUAGUUUUCCGUUUUUAGACAGGGCCACUAAGUACAACCCUAUGUUCGAGAGUGAUCUGACGACAGGCUACAGUCAUUACUACCGGCGGUACCCUGACCCUCCGAUACACAGCAGUGGCAGUGCUGAGGCCUCCACUGACUUCAGCAUUGAAGAAAUUCGCCACAUUUAUGAGAACAGUGAGCUCACCAAGGAGGAGAUUCAAGAUCGCAUCCGUAUCCUUGAACUCUACGCGAGAGAUCGUCAGUUUGCAGACUUCAUGCGGCAACAUCAAACAGCGAUUGAAAAUCAGAGAGAAAGUUCCUCUUCAUCGACAACACACGUCCAACUGAAUGCAACAAGCUGAAGGUGAUAAAUCAAUAUUAUGGAAACUGCAUGUUAUAGUGUGACAUGUUUUGUGUUUUUAGUGUUGCAAUGAGAGUAAACUUAAAAAAAUCUUGAAGAUUUUUAUGACAGAAGAGCACAUUUUAAUGUUUUAUUAUGAUCACUUAUUUUAAAAAUGUUUAUGCUUGUUGAGCUUUAAUUUAUCUAAAUAUCAUGUGCUUGACGUGUGAUGAGCUUUUGUUUACCUCUUUCAGAAACUUGCCUUGUCUUCGAGUAAUGGCACCUCACUGUUUUCUAAACACUUUCUGUCACCAGCCUCUCUUCUUUUCUAAGAUUCUUUCUUGCUUUCACAAAUUAAAAUGGUUAUCUUAACUUUAUAGGUGUUAGAUAAAAAGAGCUAUAUUCCUUUUAUUUUUUCUUAUAUUUUAUUUGUAUUACAUAUAACGUUUUCCUGUCAUAGAUCAAGAUUGUGGUCAUAGACAGUAUCUUUCUCUUUGGUUGAAGUUAUUAGUGCCUUCUAAUCUGUGUUCUGGGUGCUGUGGCCCAUGAGCUCUCAGCCAACCAUCAUUUGGUGUUUGGAGAAAAAGGCCUGCACUGACACAAGGUCUGCCUGCUUUCUGGAAGUUACUUGAAUAACUGUUACGGUUGUAGUUCUGUUAGUUUUACUGCUUUUAAAGUAUCACUGUUUCUUACAAUUAAACCUGCCCUUUAAGGGGGUCUUGCAAAAGUUCCUAUUUAGACAAGCUAGUUCAUUCGGCAAUUCCCCUGGCAGCUAUUUUCUAGGCAGUGACAAAAAUAAUGUAUAGUUAACACUUAGAUCACAAUUUUUAGCAUAAAUGAAAGCUAUAGAUUUAAUGUCUGUGAGAUUAAAUCUCAUUGUUUUUUGCAAGGUCCACGACUGAUCACCAUUAAUGCAAACACUAAUUGCUUUAAAAAGAAUAUCCUGUAAGUGAUGGAGAGCCAUGAGGGUUUGGAACGAGGUUGAAUAAAUGUUAUGUAUGUCACUUCAUAUAUGAUUGUGUAAAAUUAAAACCAAAUAAAACCUUUUGAU
This is a messenger RNA of Triplophysa rosa, 5092 nucleotides long. RefSeq names its product interphotoreceptor matrix proteoglycan 2a (gene impg2a). The record is from RefSeq and is a predicted model, not a curated record. Bases 821 to 4063 code for a protein of 1080 amino acids. The transcript has 19 exons. Gene Ontology annotation, biological process: visual perception. Gene Ontology annotation, molecular function: hyaluronic acid binding; heparin binding. NCBI's taxonomy places the organism in Eukaryota, Metazoa, Chordata, Actinopteri, Cypriniformes, Nemacheilidae.